Messenger RNA from Malania oleifera, 1087 nucleotides. Its product is annotated as probable pyridoxal 5'-phosphate synthase subunit PDX2. The record is from RefSeq and is a predicted model, not a curated record. Bases 126 to 917 code for a protein of 263 amino acids. NCBI's taxonomy places the organism in Eukaryota, Viridiplantae, Streptophyta, Magnoliopsida, Santalales, Ximeniaceae. Gene Ontology annotation, molecular function: glutaminase activity. The transcript has 7 exons. Gene Ontology annotation, cellular component: glutaminase complex; cytosol. Gene Ontology annotation, biological process: pyridoxal 5'-phosphate biosynthetic process; pyridoxine metabolic process.
GGGCCCAGUCUCAGACCUGAAGGCGCAAGCCGUACCCACACUGGCGGCUGUGUGUUUGCAAUCGCAGGGAAGAUUGGCAGGGCCGGCGUGCGACCAGAGGGCGGGUGUGUCUGUCAGGCGUUGUCAUGGCCGUCGGCGUCCUCGCCUUGCAGGGAUCUUUCAACGAGCACAUAGCAGCGCUUAAAAGGCUAGGGGCUAAAGCGGUGGAGAUAAGGAAGCCUGAGCAGCUGAAUAGCGUAACCUCUCUAAUCAUCCCUGGAGGAGAAAGCACCACCAUGGCUAAGCUUGCCGAGUACCAUAACCUGUUUCCUGCCUUGCGUGAAUUUGUUAAAAUGGGGAAACCUGUUUGGGGGACCUGUGCAGGGCUUAUUUUCUUGGCUGACAAAGCCACAGGACAGAAAACAGGAGGACAGCAAUUAGUAGGGGGCCUUGAUUGUACUGUCCAUCGGAAUUACUUUGGAAGCCAGAUUCAGAGCUUUGAAACAGAGCUUUCCGUACCAGAGCUUGCUGCUACUGAAGGUGGUCCUGAAACAUUCCGUGGGGUGUUUAUCCGUGCUCCUGCAAUUCUUGAAGUAGGGCCAGGAGUUGAAGUGCUUGCUGAUUAUCCUGUCCUAUCUAACAAACCGUCGGAUGCAAAUUCUGCCACUGAAAGCCCAGAGGAGAGUCAUGGUUCCAAGGAGAGGGUGAUCGUAGCAGUAAAGCAAAGGAAUUUGCUAGGAACUGCCUUCCAUCCUGAGUUGACUGCAGAUACUCGAUGGCACAGUUACUUCUUGAAGAUGGUUGGGGAGGUUGGAGAAGCGGCCUCCAGUAGCAUCACCAUCGUUGGAGAAGAGGCCUCCCGUAGCAUCACUGUUGCUGGAGUAGAGGGUUUUAGCUUCAAUCAACAGCCAAAGAACGAUCUUCCUAUAUUUCAAUAGCCUGUAUAAGAUUCUUUUUAUCCCAUUCUGUAGCAUUUUUUUUUUCUCUUGAAGAUAUUUGGUAUUUAAGGUCAGCCCACAACAUUGAACAGGAAUUCCUUUAGGUUGACAAGUCAAUUAAAGAGCAGAUAUCUGGUUAUUUACCGGAUGUUCAUAUUUUUUCCCCUCAA